GCCAGAACAACGCAGCCUAUCUCUGUCAGGAGCUGCCCUGUCAGAGAGCAAGGCAGGCUGAGGGGAAGGCACCGGAGGACUGAGAGGAUGGGCAACUCCCUGCUGAGGGAAAACAGGUGGCAACAGAACACUCAAGAGAUACCCUGGGAUCUGAGAAACCAAAACCUCAAGCAGAGAACAUCCAGGUGCUGGGGCCGCCACAUGGCUGAAGGGUGUUUCUGCCUCCCCUGGAAAAAGAUGCACAUUUUUAAGGCCAGGCAAGAUUUCCCAAAGGAAGGUAAACUUACACUUUCAAACUGCCCCUUCUCUCAGGACAACGCUGACCAGAACUCUGCAGAGGAGCUGUGCUACACCCUCAUCGAUCACAGGGCCCUUGGCAGGAGGCCAUCAGGGAACUCUGCCGAGGAGUACUAUGAGAACGUUCCCCGCCAAGUCCGGAGGCCCAGAGAGUCGCUGAGAGGAACCGAGACUGAGUACUCACUUCUCCAUGUGCCUCUCUCCCCUAGGCACCCACCUGCCCCAGAAGGUGAAUAUGAGCUUCUCAGUGCCCAGUAGAAUCUCUUCUCCUGCCCUGCAAAAGCCACGUCCACAUACACGCCCCUCUGAGGCUGAGUUUUCCCAUCCAUAAUGAAGCAGUGCGCCAACAUGUGUUCCACACCAGCACAUAACAGCUGGGGGUGGGGAGCUCUGCUUAACUCCCCCACCCUCACCGCCACCUGCACACAACAGCCCUUUCUACAGGGAUUUCUGCAGAACAUGGUUUGUAAAUCACAGGGCUUCUUAGAUCCUACUCAAUAUUCAACAUCCCAAAACUGACCAAUGAUCCUGAAGCCGCUCUUUGAGAAGGGAAGGACCAUAUUUGGCUCCAAAUGGCUUUGGAAAUGGCUGCUGUGCUCAGAGGCAGGUGGGGCUCCCUGGUCACAAUGGUUUUUGCUCCUCUGUCCAGGUUCUUAUAAAAUGUCCACACAGUUGUCCUUUGAAGCCACAAGGAAUUCAUUCAUUCCCACACGUGUCUGUGGGCCCACCUCCUCACUCCUAGCCUUCCAGGUGGGCGCCUGUAUGUUCUGCUCACU
This is a messenger RNA of Myotis davidii, 1073 nucleotides long. It is a transcript of the gene GCSAM, whose product is annotated as germinal center-associated, signaling and motility. The coding region runs from base 88 to 555 and encodes 155 amino acids. Gene Ontology annotation, biological process: negative regulation of lymphocyte migration; regulation of B cell receptor signaling pathway. The transcript has 6 exons. Lineage: Eukaryota; Metazoa; Chordata; Mammalia; Chiroptera; Vespertilionidae. The record is from RefSeq and is a predicted model, not a curated record.